Molecule: messenger RNA, 231 nt
Organism: Parastagonospora nodorum SN15
Lineage: Eukaryota; Fungi; Ascomycota; Dothideomycetes; Pleosporales; Phaeosphaeriaceae
Exons: 1
Coding region: 1-231 (76 amino acids)
Source: RefSeq, a predicted model, not a curated record
AUGGGUUGCCACGCCUCCAAACUUCACUCGGAUUACGACUAUCCCCCGCCCAUGCGCCAGUCUAAACGCAACAAGCGACAUCAUUAUGGUGGUGGUGGUGGCGGCGGAUAUGCAUACGCGCCUACAUAUACGGGUGGAGGGUGGUUUGGUGGGGGUGAUGGUGGAGGUGGAGGUGGAGGAGGGUGCGGAGGUGACGGAGGAGGUGGUGGUGGUGGGGGUGGGGGAUGUUAA